UUAGUGCGCAGGCGCCGUCAUUGCUGGGCAGGGUCGACCGCCGGCCACGUGCAACCGCCCCGCCCGCCAGCCGCUCAAAUAUGGGUUCCUGCGGGGCGGUGGGCUCCGUGCGUGCGCGCUACCUUGUGUUCUUCCAGUACUUGGGCACAGACUUCAAUGGAGUUGCGGCCGUGAGAGGUAACCAUCGCGCUGUUGGGGUACAGAACUUUCUGGAGGAGGCUGCCAAGCGGCUGAACUCGGUCGAGCCGGUCAGGUUCACUAUCUCCAGCCGCACUGAUGCCGGAGUGCAUGCCCUGAGCAACGCGGCGCACCUGGACAUCCAGCGCCGCCCAGGCCGGCCGCCUUUUUCCCCAGAGAUCGUAACCAAGGCCCUCAACACCCACCUGAAGCACCCAGCCAUUCGUGUACUGAAGGCCUUCCGAGUGCCCAAUGACUUCCAUGCUCGCCACGCAGCCACCUCCAGAACCUACCUAUACCGUCUGGCCACAGGCUGCUCCGGGCCUAAUCAACUGCCUGUGUUUGAACAAAAUGUAUGCUGGUCUCUGCAGACAGAGUACCUGGAUAUAGCUGCCAUGCAGGAGGCUGCCCAGCAUCUCCUUGGGACACAUGAUUUUAGUGCCUUCCAGUCUGCUGGCAGCCCAGUCCCACAUGCUGUACGCACACUGCGAAGAGUCUCUGUGUCUCCUGGUCCAGCCAGCUUAUUUGUCCUCCCUCAGGAGAGCAGGAGGCUGCAGUUCUGGACCUUGGAGUUUGAAAGCCAGUCUUUCCUCUAUCGACAGGUGCGGAGGAUGACAGCUGUGCUGGUGGCUGUGGGGCUAGGGAUUCUGGCACCUACACAAGUGAAAGUGAUUCUGGAGAGUCAAGAUCCCUUGGGCAAGUAUCAGGCUCGAGUUGCCCCAGCCCAUGGCCUGUUCUUGAAGUCAGUGCUGUAUGACAACUUUGGUGCACACGACAGGUGAAGCGCAGUUGGUGUUCGGCCAGGCCCAACUCCUUGAGGGCUUGCUCCGAGGAUACCAGCCGGAAAUUCUGAGGGGCAAAGGCAAACACGGCAUGGAAAGUAAUGGAUGCAGUCCCCACCCCACCCCAUCCCUGUUUAUACUUACAUUGUCUUUCAUAAUUAGGGUGCCAUGUAAAAGCCUAGGUUUUUUGGCUUCAGGCAACAGUCCUGUGAAGAAUGGAAUGAUGCAGUCAACCCAGCCACCAGUUACCUGCCCCCUUGACCCAUGCCCCAGCCUGCCCUUCAUACCCUGUACCAUCUCGCGCUUCAGCAGUCCGAGGGAGAUGCCCACAGGGAUGCUGGGGCUUGUGGGCAGCGUCACUGUCUCACCGUUGGCUGGCAUGUAGCAGCUGACCCCUGAGGGAAGCAGUACAGAGCCUCAGUCUAGGCUGCCAGCCUUGACUGUACCACCCCACAGGUCUUCCCUGCCCACUGGCUGCCUACGGAAUUCCUGCUCAAUCUUCUGCCUCAGGAACUCCAUCUUCUUGGCCUCGCCAUGCACCAGCAGCACACUCUCGGGCUCUGCCUGCCCCACCAGCUGCAUGAUGCCCUUGGCGUCGGCGUGGGCACUGAAGGACAUGUACUCCACUUGCAUCUUUACCUCCAGCUGCAGCAUCACAAGACGGAAGCAGAGUCAGCGGCAGCAAGUGCCUCGGAAGGGAAGGCCUGCUGAGCCCAGGACAGGGAGGUACUCACCAUCUGACGCCCUUCCAUUUCCAGCUUGCGUUGCCCACUAAGGAUCUUGUGGCCCACAGUACCUUGCACACAGUAGCCAGGCAUGAUGACCUGAAAGCAGAGGUGAGGUUCAGCUUGGCCUCCCACGGCAGAUACCACCUCCUGGAACAACCCCUGAUGUGAAUUCUCAGGGGGAGGCAACUACUGUGGCAGUUACUCAGUCUGGGCUGGUGGCAUCAUAGGGUCAGGACACAAAGGUCAAGGACCAGUUCUGUACUCCAGUUCGCUAAAGCUAUAAAGAGCCCUCUUGGCACUUGGGGAUUGGUCCCAAACCCUCACCAUGUUCUUCUCAUUUCCUGCCCAUUUUCGGAAGAUCUGCAGGGAUUGGCCAGCGUGCAGCAUCCCAGGUGUAGCAAAUACAACCUGCAGGGUGGACAAGGGACAGAACAGACCUUACCUGGGGGUGCAACAAGCACCAGAUCUUUGACCAACAGUCUUUCCCAAAGCCCCACUGGGAGGCCAGAUGUGGAGAAGCUGCAUUGCCAGAGCCUUACCAUGGGUCCUGGGUUGUCAGCAAAUGUCCGGUCAAAGGCUUUGAUGUGCUUAAACUCAAACAUGUUCCUCUGGACAAAUGUCUUCCGGAUCUUCUGGUUGGUCCAGGUGAUGAAGAGCUUGUAAUAAUGGUUGGCUUUCUCUGUCAGGCCCGUAGAGAAGUAGAUGGGCACCUUCAGGUUCAUGCGCUCCCUGUGUCAGUAUAUGGAGGCCAGAGUUAGCCUGCAACGCAUAUCCCUGUGUCCUCUACUGCAUAGCUUAGCUGUGGCCAGGGCUGAGUCUAGUGCACCUUGAACUGAACCCUGUGGUGUCUCUAUCAACCUGGUGACCUCCAGGCCAGACCUCUUAGCUUGUGACCUAUGAAACACGGGAGUGAUAGGGGUCCCCAGAGCUCAUGUGAGGAGACUCAGUGUUCAUAUGGGGCCAAUACAGUCAACAGAUGAUGGCUCCAGUGUGAUGGCCCAACAGAUGCACAGCUCCACCCCAGACAGCAGGGCCAGUGGUACUCAGUGGUAGUCAGUGGUGCCUUGACUUCUUAACAGUUCCACUGUGCCUGGUAGCGUGAGAGGUUUACUCUCCUACAUGGAGGCUGUUCCACCCUUUCCUGCCUACCUGUGAGAUUUUCCUGUCUGCACCUACCAGAAGGUCUCCAGCAGGAUGCAGAGUUCUUGUGCUCGGCCCAGCGCAAACACAGGGAUCAGCACCUGGGGGCAGGUGAAGCUGGUUCAGUUCAGAGCUACCGGCUACACUACUGUUCCUGAACACAUCAAAUAGCAAGAUACUCAGUGCACCCAUUAGCAAGUUAAAUGAGGACAUUACUGCAAAGGAACAGACAGCCAUCUAAGAACCACAGAUAUGGUACCUGGCUACAUGCAGAGACAGCAGGAACUGUGGGAGGCUCUUGAACAGCCUUCAUCAGAUGCAACCGUGAGAGAAUGGAAGACUCUGGAAUCUGUCUUCUUAGUGCCACACAAACCACAACUCCCACACCCAGAGACCCUGACCAAAGGUACGACAGCAAGGCCUGCUAGGAGGCCUAGAGUGUAGCCAAAGUGGGCACACACCCAAAGCCUGCCUGCAGUCAAUACCUUUCCGCCACGCUCCACAGUCUCAUGAACUUUCUUCAGGAAGUCUCGCUCUCUGCAGCGUUUGGAAUCUCGGAUGGUUGUGGCAUAUGUGGACUCUGUGAUGAGCAGGUUGGGACGACACUUGUCAAUCCAAGCAGCCCUAGAGCAGAGGUAGGAGUGGGGAUGAUGGACUGUCCAUGACUACAGAAUUGGACACGAGCUCCGCUAUAUGGCCUGUCAAACGUCAUGGCAGCAUACUCGGAGGAGACAACAGGGGGAUGAGCCUGUAGCCUAGACUCCCAAAGGUACUUCCACACUGCAUGAGAGUACUUAGGUGCCCACCAUGAUGCCUCUUAGAGCUACCAGGUCCCAGGGUGAGACACAGUCCUACUUACCCCAAAUGCCGGUCUGGAGUCAUGUUAUAAUCACCCUGGCAAAGAAAAUGCAAUAAGGAAGUUGUCUUUCUUCUACCCCCAGCAAUUUCACUCAAGCACCAAACAAAUACUUCCACUGACCGUGUAGACCACAGACUCUGAGCCCACUUUAAUCUGGAACAUGGCUGCCCCCAACACAUGGCCUGCAUAGUACGCCUUGAUUUCCAGUUCAUCAUCCACCUGUGGAAGAAAGAAUGCUCUUAGGCCUGCAGGGCAGGAAGGCAGCAGGAAGUAGAUGAUUACCUUAACCCAGUCCAGUUAAUUCCUGUUUCUCACAAGAAGUCUAGGGCUUGAGGGUUGUAGCAUAGUAAAAACAAAACUAGGUUAAUUAUCUAAGGAUCUAGAAGCCACACUUCUUUUUUUUUUUUUUUUUUUUUUUUUGGUUCUUUUUUUCCGGAGCUGGGGACUGAACCCAGGGCCUUGCGCUUCCUAGGCAAGCGCUCUACCACUGAGCUAAAUCCCCGACCCCUAGAAGCCACACUUCUAGACAGUACAAAUCAACUCCAAACACUACAAAGAAGAAAUUCUAAAACUAGGAACUGUAGACACCCCAGCUAAGACUUCAGUAGGUGAAGCUGGGUAUGGUGGUACAAGUCUGUGUGUCACUCAGGAAGCUAGGCAGGAGGACUGCUAUGAGGCCAGCCUGAGCUACAUAGUGAAGUCCGACCUCAGGAGAACGAGUAGAAUUUAGCAUAGUGAAUAAAGUCAAGAGAAGGAAUGCAUGUCUAAAAUGUUGAAGCACUGCACGUGGCGACAUUUAACUGUUAUCUCAGUUCUUGAGUUCUUGGAAGGCUGAAGCAGGAUGAUAGAGUUUUGAGGCCAACCUGGGCUGUGCAGUGAGACUGCCUCAAGCCAAAAAAAAAAAAAAAAAAUUAAAUUCAGCAUGAAAUAGAACACAAAAUGGAUAAUGAAAGGCCUAUAGUGAAAAGAUCUAAUGUUAAGCUACUCAGAGCUCCAGGAAGAAUUAAAGACCUACACUAACCCAGAAGUAGACCAAGGUCCCUCAGAGUACAGCCUGUCAAGGCCAAAGGGAAAGCAGCCUGAACAGGAGCAGACAGGACUCCACAGGAAAUGAUCACUAAGACGCUGGACUGUGCACCUCACGAAAAGGGAUAACUGCAGAGCUUCCAGGAACAGCAAACAAAGGAAAGGGGUUGUGCUGCAGGCAUGUUCUUUGGAAUUGGGAAAAUGCCUUCGAAGUGAAAACUCUGCCCCUGGGAGGACAGGGAGGCCCAGGGCCUUGGGCAGUAAACAGGAGGUAAAUAAAAGAGCACAUCCUGGAGGGACGAGAGCCUGGGGGAUCACUGAGAGCCCCACCAUAGUAUAAGUGGGAGUUGCUGCUAGGGUUAGACUCUAACCAGCCAAGUCAUGGGGAGAAACCAUCUGACUGCAGCACUGAGAGCCAGACAGAUCAGAGGCCCUGAUGGGAGGAACAGUUCUGUGUUCUUGCACAGGGACAGACUAGGUAAGGCCCAGGAUGGGGCUGGGAUGUGAGGCCUCGAAGGAGUUAAAGUUUCAGUUCCUGGGAACUUGAUUCGUUCCCCUGAAGAGACAAUGCACUGAGACUGAACUAUGUGUUCAGUCUAUAAUGCUUUCGUGUUCUUUGUGCAAGAGUGCUCAUUAGCUUCCUGCUGACUUCCUCCAAUUGUAUGAUAAUUUCUGCUAACUCUAUCCUGGAAAUAGGAUAAGAUGCUGUACUUCUGGAUAAGCUUGCUUGGCAUAGAACAGCUUAUGGAAGACCUCCAGAGCCCAAACCUUCCUAUCUCCUGAUCUUUUGAUUUCCUGAUACUCUCUCUCUCAGGACCUUGUCACCAAAGGUCAUCAGCAGGCUAUGCUCUGGCCUGCUGGUCCAGGUUGGUGGAGCUGUCUCCAAGGAAGUCUCACAUAUAUCCUGCUGAUACUGCUAUCCUUUAGUUAUCCUCCAAGGAAGUCUCACAUAUAUUCUGCUGAUACUGCUAUCCUUUAGUUAUCCCUGUUCCUUACAAGUACCCCCUCACCCAUACCGUUAGUAGCCACAAUAAAAAAUUCUCAUUGGACCAAUAAA
Molecule: messenger RNA, 5769 nt
Organism: Rattus norvegicus (Norway rat)
Lineage: Eukaryota; Metazoa; Chordata; Mammalia; Rodentia; Muridae
Source: RefSeq, a predicted model, not a curated record